UUGAGCCCAGCAGAGCGCCGUAGUGGCGGUUCCUUACUGGAGCCACGAAUUUUUCAAACUUUGGUGAUAUGAAAAUUUUUACACUUAAAUAAAAGGACACAUUUAUUCAGUCUCCGUGGAUGUCUUGUGAAGUGUUUACCAAAACAUAUCCUCCUGAAUUUCCACUCUUUUUGUAGUCUAAACUCAGGCCGUUGCUAUGGAGGACAUCACACGGCUGGUGUCGUCAGGUGACUGCCUGAAGAUCUGGGACUCGACCUCCAUGACUGUGAUGGAGCAGUUCAAUCCGCACAGUGCCACACAUCCGGUGGCUCAAGUGUGCUGGAGCAGCAGCAAUCAGUACCUGGUCAGUGCCAGCAGUAUAGGGGACAAACUGGUGGUAUCCAGUCUUAAGUCCUCACCAGUUGUAGUGAUGGAGCUUGGGGAAGGGAAAAGGCAAACCCGCGUCAGUCUGAACUCCACAUCACAGUUCCUGGUCAGUGGAGGCCUGGAUAAUACAGUUAAUAUCUGGGACCUAAAGACGAAGAGGUUGCACCGUAGCCUCAAGGACCACAAGGAAGAAGUCACAUGUGUGUCUUUUAAUGGAGGAGAUAGCUACAUAGCAUCAGGCUCUACCAGUGGAGAUAUCAUCCUCCACAGUAUUACAACCAACCUGUCUAGCAAACCCUUUGGUCAUGGGCCAAAUGUGCCCAUUCAUGAUCUGAGAUACUCACUGGUGAAGAGGUCUCUCCUGGGCACCGUGUCUGACAGUGGCUCAGUGGCACUGUGGGAUGCCAACACUCAAAAGGAGCUGCACUUGUUUGAGGGGGCACACAAAGCCCCAUGUUCAGGGUUGGCGUUCUCUCCAGCCAAUGAUUUGCUCUUUGUUACUGUGGGGCUGGACAAGAAAAUUGUCUGCUAUGACACCUCCAGCAAGAUGGUCUUUCGCAAUAAGCAGGUGGAUUCUCCGCUUACAGCCAUCGACUUUACUCCGGACGGUGCUGGAUUGGUUGUAGGCUCCACACAGGGCAGAAUUUACCUGUAUGAUUUGCGCAACCUCAGUGCACCGGUCAAAAUCACCACAGCUCACAAGACUUCGGUUACCUGCAUUCGCUUCCAGAACUCCACAUCCAAAUUAAAGUCCACUAAAACAUCAUCCAGCAAGUCUUCCCACCCAAAUAAGAGGGUCUCUGUAAAGCUGGGUGGUCAGCAGAUGGGACCUUCCACUCCAACAUCUACAGUACCACCUAGUGUGGGUGAAUUUCCAGGAGAAAGAGGAGAUGGCCAAGCCCAAAUCACAGGUACUGCCGGGGAGUUGUUCUCCCGAGAAGCAGAAGGCCAGCACAGUCAAGAUCAGCUGCCGAGUGCGGAGAAGUUUAGUAGUAUCGGCCGAAACAGCCUCAACCUGGAUAUUUUUUCCCCUCUUAACGAUGGUUUCAAGACACAUGGGUUUGGUGAUACCCCAACUUCAAGUAAUGGGGGCAGUAUAGAUGUGUUCUCAAGGGAGGCAGAAGGGCAACAUGGCACAGACAGGUUCAGGGUCGGCCGAAACAGCCUGGACAUCUUCUCACCUGUGCGAGAUGAUUACAAAGGCCACAGACUGAGUGAUGUAUCGAGUGGAAAGAAAGAUUUUGAAUACCUGCCUAAUUUCCCGGGUGGCUCGUCCCAGCGAAAGACCCCAUUGGGUACUUCAGGCAGUCGGUGCUACAGUCCGUCUGUGGUUCAGACUCCUCCACCAAUAAAAGAGGAGGAGCCCAUCACUACACCACCACAAGAACCAGAUAUACAGAAUGGCACAAAGGUGGAAAAGAAUAAUGGCAAUCGGCAAGAGUAUGAUACUAUAACAACACCCCCUGCCUCUCAGAGCACACAGGUUCAAUCAGUGCAUCCAUUUAACACACCUGAGCCAGCUCAGAGGAGAGAUCUGCCCACCCAGCUUACCUAUGAUUCACCGGCCAUUAGAUCCUCUCUUGCUGCUACACCAGCUCCAGCAGCAGUAGCAGCGAUGAAUUCUGGAGCUGAGGGCCAUGAAGCUCCACUCACCUCUGUUCAGAUGAACUUUGUUCGUAAUAUGAUCCAUGAGGCACUGGAGGACUUCAGGGACACCUGUCAUAGAGACAUUAUCAAUCUACAGGUGGAAAUGGUUCGGCAAUUCUAUAUUCAGCUUAAUGAAAUUCACGGUCUGAUUGAGAAGUACUCUGUGAAUGACACACUUGUCGAGGAGAUAGAAAAACUGAGAGAAGAAAACAAGCGACUACGAGCCAAUUAUUAACGACAUUCAUGGACAUGCCUCUCUCUAUGCCUUACGAAGCCUGUGACAGUCCGAGAAUACUGACCGAAGUGAAAGAGGGCGGAGAGUAGCUUAUAAGUUUCUACUAGUGCCUUAACUCUGCACACCUUGGCUCAAGACCAUAGCUCGACUUUGCAUUUGUUAUAGUGGCACACAAUUUUGUAUUUGUUUUCAGGUUGUUGUUUUUUUAAGAUUUCCAUGCAUUUAAAAAUCAAAUAGCAAGGAAGAGAACACACUUUGGUUUUUUUCUCAAAAGUGUGUGUUUUGUAUGCUGACUAUUUUACAGGAAAAAAGAAAAAAAAAGAUUACACAUAUUGGCACUUAGGACCUAAAAGCCUGAAUGUGGUAUAAUCACAAAACAUCUCAGUGUGCAUUUUCCAACUUAUGAAUUUUACUCUUGUAAAUGUUGUCCCAAUUAUUUUUACAAACCACAAGCCAAAAAUUGUAUUGGUGUGAUAGAGUAGGUAUGUUAUUAGAUAUUUCUUAGCGUUAUGCGUGUAUGGGGAUUACUUGAAUGCCCUUUCUUCUGGUUAUAGAUCAGCAGCAAUACUUGACAUCUCCUUUGAAUAAAUUUCAUAUGAUCUUGGCAAUACAUUUGGCAUUGAAAUGCAAAUGACUGACUUAGAAUCAUUAUCCUGUAUACUGUGCUCCUAAUCCACUUUUGUAGAUGUGUUCCUAUGGACUGGCCUAAAUAAAUUAUUGC
This is a messenger RNA of Xyrauchen texanus (razorback sucker), 2969 nucleotides long. RefSeq names its product NEDD1 gamma-tubulin ring complex targeting factor (gene nedd1). The transcript has 17 exons. Gene Ontology annotation, molecular function: gamma-tubulin binding. Lineage: Eukaryota; Metazoa; Chordata; Actinopteri; Cypriniformes; Catostomidae. Bases 197 to 2248 code for a protein of 683 amino acids. The record is from RefSeq and is a predicted model, not a curated record. Gene Ontology annotation, cellular component: centriole; spindle pole; ciliary basal body. Gene Ontology annotation, biological process: mitotic cell cycle; microtubule nucleation.